CGUUCGCUGAUAGGACAGCCGACAUUUUGUUCCAAAGUGAUGACGCACGCGGAAUCGAGCAUUAGCUUGGGCCUUUGUACGCGAUUGGUUGGACUAGACAAGAAGACGAAAAACUCGCUGCAUUGGUGGAAUCGCAUAAUUUUUUGUGAAGUGUAUGAUUUUUUCAAAAAAAAAUAUUUAUCUUUUAAAUCUAUUUACAUGGCAAGAAAUAGAGUAGGAGUUUUCCAAGCCAGGUAUAUGGAACAGAAUUCACGAAUUUCGGAUUCACGUAGUGUUAGUGGACGUUAGUUGAAGAAUGCAAGAGACACUGGUGUGGUCUCAAAAAUGGCUGUAUAAAGAGCAAACACAUGGGUACAAUGAACAAACCCACGGUAGAAGUGUUCAAGAAACUUCAAUUUCUUGAUGAGACUAUUUUGGACACUGAAGAAAUACUGGAUCAUACAAUGGAAGUGAUUGAUGAUGAAGGGAAGUCACAAUCCCUGGUGGGCAUCGAGCAGCAAGUUAUUACAGAUAACCAGGAAUACUAUGAGAUCACUGUCGUCGACGGCCCACAGGAAACACAUGUAAAACCGUUUAUUAAAAUAAUGCCAAAAAUAGAAACGAAAGUGGACCCGCCAAAGAAAAUAAAAAGAAAUGUCGGAAGGAAAAAGUCGAUGCCGAUGCCCAAGAAUAUACCUCCGAUUAAAAUUCUGCCAAAACCCAUACUCCUGAAUCAGCCAAAAGUACUCAGAUACGUAGAAGACUCAAAGACACCCGAACAGAGAUCACAGGUCAUAGACAAACUAAUAGAGAAAAUUCUAAAAGAGAACACAAACGAAAUUGACGUAUUCUUUAGAAGUAUGGCAGCCAGUGUGAAAAAAUUACAACCAAAUCUCAUACCUAAAGUUAAAAUGGAAGUGUGCAAUGUUAUAGCCAAAUAUGAAAUGCAGAGUUUUGACAAGAACGCACAGAAUUUCUAAUCUGUGACUUUAUAAGUUAUGUGAAAUGGACCUGAUGGGUAAACAGUACAGAGUAACGUAUGUUACGGUAUCUUGAGUGAUUGCAAGGUAUUUGUUAAGAUGUAUAUAAAUCUAGUUAGAAUUAAAUUAAUGUUCCCUAAAUAA
Molecule: messenger RNA, 1103 nt
Organism: Galleria mellonella (greater wax moth)
Lineage: Eukaryota; Metazoa; Arthropoda; Insecta; Lepidoptera; Pyralidae
Exons: 4
Coding region: 348-959 (203 amino acids)
Source: RefSeq, a predicted model, not a curated record